This is a messenger RNA of Guillardia theta CCMP2712, 714 nucleotides long. RefSeq lists its product as hypothetical. The coding region runs from base 37 to 642 and encodes 201 amino acids. The record is from RefSeq and is a predicted model, not a curated record. The transcript is spliced from 11 exons. Lineage: Eukaryota; Cryptophyceae; Pyrenomonadales; Geminigeraceae.
GGCAUGUGCCCGACAACGCGUCAGACCCAACCGACGAUGACGGUGGAUGGCUUCGAGGUAGCGUUCCAGACCAACCACCUGAGCCACUUCCUGCUCACCAAGUUGUUGAUGUCCAACCUAGAGUCGUCUGCUCCCUCACGCGUCGUCGUCGUCUCAUCCUCAUUGCACCAGGGGAGGGGCAAGGGUACACUGCAACCCGAUCUCAAGACUUCAUCCCUGGAUGAGCUACGCAAGAGCUGGAGCGAUAACCCCAACGGAAUGGUUCUCUACAAGAGCUCGAAACUUGCAAACAUUCUCUUUGCAUUUGAGCUCAAUCGAAGGCUCAAGGACAGGAGAGUGACGUGCAACGCUCUCAGCCCUGGCUUCAUUCCGAACACUGGACUCAGCAGAAAUCAAGGACUUUUUGGAAUUUUCUUCAUGAAGUAUGUGAUGGCAAUUCUCCCCUUCAAGUUCAUAGCCACAUUGGAGCAGGGCGCUACCUGCAUCGAGUACGUGGCAACUGCUGAGGAGCUGGAAGGAAUAGGAGGCAAUUACUACGCAGCGUGCAAGGAAGCGCCAACGAGCGAACUGGCGAAGUCAGAAGAGCUGCAGUCGAGUCUGUGGCGUCUGAGCGAGUCCAUGAUUGCGCCUUACGUAAGAUGAGAUGCGUUUCACGGCGAGAUAGGGAGUGUCUCGAUCAAGGGAUGGGGACUGUUCUUUAUUUGUGAUGGCAAA